Podospora bellae-mahoneyi is the source of this 2961-nucleotide messenger RNA. RefSeq lists its product as uncharacterized. Lineage: Eukaryota; Fungi; Ascomycota; Sordariomycetes; Sordariales; Podosporaceae. Gene Ontology annotation, biological process: DNA replication-dependent chromatin assembly; CENP-A containing chromatin assembly. Gene Ontology annotation, cellular component: nucleoplasm. The coding region runs from base 1355 to 2767 and encodes 470 amino acids. The transcript is spliced from 2 exons. Gene Ontology annotation, molecular function: histone binding. The record is from RefSeq and is a predicted model, not a curated record.
CAGGAUGAUACGGAUCGAAAGAUUAGCUGCAUAUGGCGCGAGGGCUUCGACGAUGACGGGGACUGGCAAAAAAGCAUUAGGGUCACAUAUACAAGGCUGGUAGAGGUGAGAGAGGCGCACGUUUGAUUGUGGCUACAGAACCCGACGCUCUAUCAUACACAUUAGUCUCUAGCCUCACAUCCAAAGAGUGCCAGGAAAAUGGGCAGGCGCAUACGCAAGAAGCAGAUGCUUCUUCCCAUCAUGAAGAGCUCGCGCUAGUGAGGCGACGGAAUUGGAUUCAGAAGUCAUGAAGUGGUUGUCGUGGGCGUUGCCGACUGCCUGCAGCAUGGUGUUAUUUUGCAAGAGCAAGUGUGCGAAUACUCCGUGAUUGGGGAUGGUCGUCAGACUGGAUGCCGAACGGGACGUUUGCAACAGCCGAGCUACUUCCUGCUGGUCAGUUUUUUUUGGCAAAAGAUGUCGAUUCUUCUUUGAUGAUACGGCCGAUACUUCCCCACAUUCAGUGAGUCAAAUAUAUACGUUGAAUCGUGAUAGUUGCAAGCAGGAAGGUACGAUAGAGCAGUUCAGGUAAUGAAGCAUGAAGAUGCUAUGACAAACCCGAUUACGGAGGGGUGGUCUCAUGGUAUAUCGGUAGGUAUUCAGUUCUAGACCUGUCCACGUUUAUACAUUACUCACGUCGUAUAUCAAAGCAAAUCUAACCUAUUUGCAGCGGGAUCGUGCUCUUCUUGCCAUAUCUCUGUUUGCUAGCAUCCGUUAGAGCUCAUGCGGUAGCUUACGAUGAAGUGACGUUGGGACGACCACACGCCACCAAGCCUCAGUCAGGUGAGGGGUCUAUCCGAUGAGAACUGGCUACGUCAUAACCCUAACCCGGCGUCUGCUGCCUCUCAAGCUUGAGAGCGUGCGUAACAGUGCAACAAUGCCAGCCCAUUCUGGAGUGUCCCUAUGUAAUGUGGCUCAGACAAACAAAGAGCUUCAAAUAAUACCCCAUACACUUGAAAUCAAGAUAUCUUAGCUCUCAGUGUCUCAGAAGCUUGGUUAAGGCCUGAGCUUGUCACCGCUUGGAUCGUCCUGCAGGCUGUCCCACUAAUAGCAGCACCCCGGAUUGCGAUUAAGCGUGCAAUUAACCAAUCAGACGCGUCUGGUGGGCUGACCCUCGCGCGUCACAAGCUUCGCAUCACAUCGCAGGUGCUGCGCAGCUCUCACAGCUCUGUCCCUUGAGACCGACAUAUCCAACCUGUCAUUUAAUCGCAACCAACCCCGCUAGUUCUUUCACACUUUUACCACCAAUUAAACCAAUUCUACCACUUCAUCUCAAAUUUACCACUUGAAAAUCGUUAAAUCACACGAAUCACCAACAAUGGCGACUCCCACAGCCGCCUCAACAGGCACUGCGACUCCCCUCGAGCUCGACCCUGAGCAAGCCCAGCAGAGCCUCAAAAUCUCCCUCGCCGACCUCGCCGCCAAAGCCGCCGCCCUCUUCGCCCAGAAGAAAUACGAAGAUGCCGCCGAGCAGUACGCCCGCGCAGCCGAGAUGCAAGCCGAGAUGAACGGCGAGAUGAGCCCCGAGAACGCAGAGAUCCUCUACCUCUACGGGCGCACCCUCUUCAAAGUCGGCCAGAGCAAGUCGGACGUUUUGGGCGGCAGCGCGCCACAGGCUAAGAACCAGGCCAAGCCCAAAGCUCCCAAGAAGACCACUGCUGCCAAUGGCGCUAAGAACGGCGAGGGCAGCUCCUCUUCUGCCGCCGCGAAGGCUGGGGAAAAGGUAGAGAAGGUGGUUGCUGAGGCUGCUGGGAAGGAGGCGGAGAAGGAGUCGGGUGCUGAGAUCAAGAAGCCCAUGUUUCACUUUGAGGGAGACGAGAAUUUUGUUGAUUCUGACGAGGAAGAGGAGGGAGAGGAAGGAGAGGGUGAGGAGGAAGAGGAGGAUGACGAUCUUGCGACUGCGUUUGAGAUUCUUGACCUGGCGCGUGUGCUUUUCCUCAAGAAACUCGAGGCGCCACAGACCGAGAGCGAAGGAAAGGGCAAGGAAGCUGCCGAGGAAGGCAGCGAUAACCCCAAUAUUCGUCACUUGAAGGAGCGUCUGGGUGAUACCCACGAUCUCCUCGCCGAGAUCUCGCUCGAAAAUGAAAAAUACCACACCGCCAUAAACGACGCCAAAGCCGCCCUCAAAUACAAACAAGAUCUCUACCCCUUCGAAUCCGAAAUCAUCGCCGAAGCCCACUUCAAAGUCUCCCUCGCCCUCGAGUUCGCCUCGGUGACCAAGCAAUCAGACGACGACACAGCCGAAAGUAAAGACACCUCCUCGGGAGAGGUCGACCAAUCCCUCCGCGACGAGGCGGCCGCCUCUCUGGAGCAGGCCAUCAACUCGACCAAACAGAAGCUCCAAAACAAGGAAGUCGAGCUUGCCACCCUCCACAACCCCGAGGAGAAUGACUCGACUCGCGAAGAAAUCUCCAACGUGAAGGAGAUGAUCAGCGACAUGGAGCAGCGCCUCAAAGACUUGCGAGCUCCGCCCAUCGACAUCAAUUCUGCGCUUGGGCUGCCGUCUCGAUCGGAACAGGAAAAGCAAAAGGCGGAUAAUCUUGUGCUUGGGUCGGUGUCGGACGAGGUCAAGAAGAAUGCGAAUGAUUUGACCGGACUGGUGAGAAAGAAGAGGAAGGCGGAGGAGAGUGUUGCUGUGGAGGAGGUGAAGGAACAGGAACAGCCUGAGGCGAAAAGGGCCAAGUCGGAGGAUGUAUUGGGGGCGGCUUCUGCGGCGCCGACUGCUAACUAGGAAGAGCAAAGGAGGGUGUGGGAGGAGGAGAAUAGGAUGUUGAUGGAGAAGUACAAGGCUGUGUGGCCCUGUCGGGGGUGGUCUUGCGUCAAUGGAAUGUAUGAACAGCAGUGAUUUUCUUUUUGUCUUGUUUUAUGGGCUUUUCUAUAUUUGGUACAGGCGCGCUUUUCUCUCUCUCUCUCUCUCUCUCCAUC